UGUAUAAAGCAAAGUUAUUAAUCCUGUUAAAAUUUAAAGGUUGCGAAUAUUUGCAAAUAAUAUAAAUUUUCAUACAAAAAAUUAAGUUACUAUAGACUUUUUCAAACAAAAAUUAAAAAAGGAAAUCUAAGAAUAAAAAUGGAUAUCGAAGGAAAGACAAUAAUAUUAUAGAAUCCAGAUGGAUCUAUCUAAGUAGCAACAUAGCCUCAUUAUAAAGGAAAAAAGUAGUUAUAGUGUUAUAAAUGUAAAUGCAGAUUAAUUUAUGAGGGAAAUGCUCUUAAAAUAAAAUGUACAAACUGCCAAUCAUUAAAUGGUGUGCCUAACUAGCAAAGUUAGUAAUAAAUGUAGUAGCAAAGAUCUAUAUCAUGUGCAAGUUGUGGAGCAAGAUGUUAAUUAUUAAUUAUUGAUAACAUGUUGAUUGGAAAUUGCAAUUCUUGUGGUGCUUUAACAGGUGUAUAUUGA
Tetrahymena thermophila SB210 is the source of this 462-nucleotide messenger RNA. RefSeq lists its product as hypothetical. NCBI's taxonomy places the organism in Eukaryota, Ciliophora, Oligohymenophorea, Hymenostomatida, Tetrahymenidae. The transcript is spliced from 2 exons. The record is from RefSeq and is a predicted model, not a curated record.